Kwoniella mangroviensis CBS 8507 is the source of this 477-nucleotide messenger RNA. RefSeq lists its product as uncharacterized. The transcript has a single exon. Bases 1 to 477 code for a protein of 158 amino acids. Lineage: Eukaryota; Fungi; Basidiomycota; Tremellomycetes; Tremellales; Cryptococcaceae. The record is from RefSeq and is a predicted model, not a curated record.
AUGGGCGUGUAUAUCUGGACAAUCGUCAUGCAAGUCAAGUUCAACAAGCAUCAUCCUGGUAAAAUCGAUUGGGUGGACAAGUUAUACCCCUCUGCCUUUUUGCCUUACUUCUUUGUCCAGACCACCGGUCCAUUAUCGCAAUCAUACAUGUACUGGUUACUUUCUUCUUUCGCCACCGAUGCUCAAGCCAAUGUACGAAAUGGUGCUGCCUUCAGAUGUUUGGAAGCGGUCGGUCAAGCGAUAUCAUACGGUAUGAACACCCAGAUCAAGACUUCCCCAUUGAUCGGUUUCUGCGUUACGUUCGGUUUGAUGGCUGCGGCGAUGGGUCCCAUGAUCCUCCUGGUCAACUCGACUCCCAACGAGAUCCCCGCGGAUGCUUUAGACAAAGAAGAACACGAGAAGGAAGUCCAACAACUCCAACAAAAGGAUCUAGCUGAGAAGGAAGAGGACGUCAACUAUUCGGUAAACCGAGUUUAG